This is a messenger RNA of Ilyonectria robusta, 1915 nucleotides long. Its product is annotated as imidazole glycerol phosphate synthase hisHF. The transcript is spliced from 2 exons. The record is from RefSeq and is a predicted model, not a curated record. NCBI's taxonomy places the organism in Eukaryota, Fungi, Ascomycota, Sordariomycetes, Hypocreales, Nectriaceae. Gene Ontology annotation, molecular function: imidazoleglycerol-phosphate synthase activity; oxo-acid-lyase activity. Gene Ontology annotation, biological process: L-histidine biosynthetic process. The coding region runs from base 236 to 1876 and encodes 546 amino acids.
CAUCCUCACAACCCGCCGCUGUCGCAAAAUCCCACUGCAGGUUGACUCACGUCGCGCGUCUGCAGCACCUGUAUCAAUUGUCUCGUCUGCAAUAUCGCUCGCUCGCAGUGGCUCGACCCAGAUCCAAGAUUCCCACGCUACAACGCCUCCGCGCCGUCGAUCCCUCCAUCCAACUCCAACUCCAGCUCCAACAACCCCACCUUCUCGAUACCCCUCCAUCAUAACGCGGGCCAAGAUGCCCACCGUUCACCUGUUGGACUAUGUCGCCGGCAACAUCAGGAGCCUGGUAAACGCCAUUGAGAGCCAGGGCUAUGAUGUCGAAUGGGUUCGGUCACCGGAAGACGUCCCCAAUGCCGAGAAACUCAUCCUCCCCGGCGUCGGCCACUUCGGCCACUGCCUCUCCCAGCUCUCCCACGCCGGCUACCUCGAGCCUGUUCGAAAACACAUCAAUGCCGGCAAGCCCUUCAUGGCCAUCUGCGUCGGCCUGCAGGCACUCUUCGAGGGCUCUGUCGAGGACGCCGAUGUCCCUGGCUUCGGCAUCAUCAAGGGUUCGCUCGACCGCUUUGACGACUCAAACAAGGCUGUCCCGCACAUCGGCUGGAACAGCGCAAAUACUUCUGGUGCUUCCAUGUACGACCUUCGCCCAGACUCCAAGUACUACUAUGUCCACUCGUACAAGCUGCCCUAUAAGCAGGGUGAACUAGAGGCCCAGGGAUGGACCGUCGCGACUGGCACAUACGGUACAGAGACCUUUGUCGGUGCUGUCGCCAAGGGUAACAUCUACGCAACCCAGUUCCACCCCGAAAAGUCUGGUGUUGCUGGUCUGCGCACCCUCCGUGCCUUCUUGACUGGCGAUGGUGCCAAGGCUCUCACUGCUGCGUCCCUUGAUGGCGGUGCUGUUGAGUUCAAGGACAGUCUCACCCGCCGUGUCAUCGCCUGUCUCGACGUCCGAACCAACGACCAGGGCGACCUCGUCGUCACCAAGGGCGACCAGUACGACGUGCGCGAGAAGGGAGACGACCGUAACGUUCGCAACCUCGGCAAGCCUGUCGAGAUGGCCAAGAAGUACUACGAGGAGGGCGCCGACGAGAUCACUUUCCUCAACAUUACGUCGUUCCGCGACUGCCCCGUCGCCGAUCUGCCCAUGCUCGAGAUCCUUCGCCAGACAUCCCGUACCGUCUUUGUGCCCCUGACCAUCGGCGGCGGCAUCCGCGACACGGUCGACACGGACGGCACCAAGGUGUCCGCCCUCGAGAUUGCCACCAUGUACUUCAAGUCCGGUGCCGACAAGGUCUCCAUCGGCUCCGACGCCGUCCUAGCCGCUGAGGAGUACUACUCACUCGGCCGCAAGCUCUUCGGCAACACCGCCAUUGAGCAGAUCUCGCGAGCCUACGGCAACCAGGCUGUCGUCGUCAGCGUCGACCCCAAGCGCGUCUACGUCCCCAAGCCCGAUGCUACUCGCCACAACAUCCUACGCACCAGCUUCCCUGGACCCAAGGGUGAAGAGUACUGCUGGUACGCCUGCACCAUCAAGGGCGGCCGCGAGACCCGCGACAUGGACGUUGUCGAGCUCGUCCAAGCCGUCGAGGCCAUGGGUACUGGUGAGAUCCUCCUCAACUGCAUCGACAAGGACGGCACCAACAGCGGUUUCGACCUGGAGCUCAUCAACCAGGUCAAGAGCUCCAUCAGGAUCCCUGUCAUCGCCUCCAGCGGCGCCGGCAACCCAGGCCACUUCCAGGAGGUUUUUGAGAAGACACCAACAGACGCCGCUCUCGGUGCUGGCAUGUUCCACCGAGGCGAGUACACAGUCAAACAGGUUAAGGAUUAUUUGGAAGAGAAGGGACUCGAUGUGCGGAAAUUCGACGCCGAUCUUUAGAGGCAAGGGAAAUAGACAUGAAAUUCAACAAAAGUUAUA